Ogataea angusta is the source of this 774-nucleotide messenger RNA. RefSeq lists its product as uncharacterized. The transcript has a single exon. Gene Ontology annotation, cellular component: U2-type post-mRNA release spliceosomal complex. NCBI's taxonomy places the organism in Eukaryota, Fungi, Ascomycota, Pichiomycetes, Pichiales, Pichiaceae. The record is from RefSeq and is a predicted model, not a curated record. Bases 1 to 774 code for a protein of 257 amino acids. Gene Ontology annotation, biological process: spliceosomal complex disassembly.
AUGAGACGAAUAUCAUUUCCUAGCGAUCAUGAGAACGAGGCACCGUCAACGCCGGCACGGCCAAUUUUCAAAAGCAGGAAGCGCAAGGUUGGCGAAGGGCGGCAGAAAUCUGUGGUCGAGCGCGGGUCGCCGCCACAGCCGGAGGAAGACGCUGAUCUGGACAUCAAGGUGAUGCGCAAAAGCAGGAUAAAAAUGGGGGUGACGAAUGAGGCUCACGCGCCGAGCACGGAGCGCAAAAGUGCACUGGAAAUGCUGAGCCGGUAUAACGAUCAUGCGGAGGAGAUAUCCGGGACUGCGGUGGUGGAGGCACCGACACAGAUCCCUGACGAAUUACAGAUAAAAGAGCUCAAGGAGCGUCGAUACAGAGCCCAGCUUGGCCAAUUGGAGAGCGCAAAACAGCAGGAGCUCGACGAGGAUUAUGACUCAGAGCACGAGUUCAAAACGAGACAUACCGUCGACGACGACAUGGAUUUCGACAUCGAUCUGGACGAGCGGCUCGGCGACGGCCGUUUUGCUGUGGGAGCCGGCGAGCAGCGUGUGCAGAGGCUGCUGCGGCAGGAAGAAAUCGAAGAAGCGCUCUACCAGGCGCAGCUUUCAGAGGAUGAGCAAGAGAUAAACUACGAGGCCGAGGUGAGCAGGCUGAAAGAGCACAUUAGCAACUUGCAGGCGGCAGAGAACAAUGCAGCGGAAAAGCAAGCCGCUCUCCAACAAAGAAUCGCUGACUUGGGUGUGCAACGGCGCGAGAUCGAAGAACAAUUGAACAGUUUAUGCUAG